AUGCCGAAGAGGAUCCCAGGGCUUAGCACAUUCGAUGCUGUGUACGUGGAUCCGAGAAGUACUCCAACUCACCUACUCCGAACGGUAACCCGAUGUGACAUCAAGAACAUCGAGCGUACCGCGAUAUCUUGCCAGGAUGGAUGGGAACUGAAGCUUCGCUGGAGUGGGGAUGGCUGCCCAGGAUGGGAACAGUACGACACCUUUGAGGAGCGAUGGGAUCAAAUCUGCUUUAACAUGCGGUUAAGGCCGACUUCCGCAAAGCAUCAUAAGGUCACCAUUCACUCUGCUUUACGGGGAGAUUGGUUGAGCAGACUCGCAGCUGGCCCUGUUGGGGAGCGAAAGAUGAAACUGGGAAACAAGUCCGUCAAUAGCACCCGCGAUGUGCAAAAUGAGCUUGGUCGCGCGGAGCUGAAGCGUCAGAAGACCGGUGCAAGACCUCAGUCCAAGACCAAUUGA
Messenger RNA from Colletotrichum gloeosporioides, 456 nucleotides. RefSeq lists its product as uncharacterized. Lineage: Eukaryota; Fungi; Ascomycota; Sordariomycetes; Glomerellales; Glomerellaceae. The record is from RefSeq and is a predicted model, not a curated record. Bases 1 to 456 code for a protein of 151 amino acids. The transcript is spliced from 4 exons.